Molecule: messenger RNA, 825 nt
Organism: Fusarium redolens
Lineage: Eukaryota; Fungi; Ascomycota; Sordariomycetes; Hypocreales; Nectriaceae
Exons: 1
Coding region: 1-825 (274 amino acids)
Molecular function (GO): oxidoreductase activity
Source: RefSeq, a predicted model, not a curated record
AUGCCCAAAACAGCCGUCGUCAGCGGCGGAGCCCGCGGUAUCGGGCGCACUCUCGCACGGUACUUCCUCGAAAAGCACUACCGCGUCUUCAUCCUCGACGUAGACGAGCAGGAACUUACUCACACAACACGCACCCAUCUCAAGUCCUACUACGACUCCAAAGCCGUUGACUCAGCCAUGUGCGAUUUACGCAACACAGAUGAGAUCUAUAAUAAGAUUCAGCAAGCAGCUAAAUUUCUAGAUGGCCAUAUCGACGUUGUCAUCAACAAUGGCGGUAUUGCGUCACCGCAUUGGAAAGAUGGGAAGACUAUGGUUGAUAGAGAUACGUUGAAAGAGUGGCAGGCGUACAUAGAAACAAAUCUCACUGCACCGUUUGUGGUGUCGCAGGCUUGCAUCCCGUUUAUGAAGAAUGAGAAGGACACGGGGCCUGUUACGGAUGAUAGUCAUAGCACUGCUGGGCCAUGCAUCAUCAAUGUUGGCUCAUUCCGUGCAAAGCAGAGUGAUCCGAAUCAAGAGGGUUAUGCUUCUGCAAAGGCUGGCUUGUUGGGACUCACGCACAGUAUGGCUGUUAGUCUACAACCGUUCGGCAUCAGGGUGAAUCUGGUUGCGCCAGGUCGAAUCAAGGCUGGCCAUGAGUCGAAAGAGGGCGAUGAAAAGGGCGUUGAAUGGGCGCAUUUAAACGAGGAUAAGGAUGUUGAGGAUCAUCUUACAAAUAGGGCUGGAAGACCUUUGGAUAUUGCUGAGGCUGUUGAGUACUUGGUCAACGCGGGCUUUGUAACGGGUCAGGACCUCAUCGUCGAUGGAGGUGCAGUUAUGAUCAAAUAG